Molecule: messenger RNA, 1535 nt
Organism: Corylus avellana
Lineage: Eukaryota; Viridiplantae; Streptophyta; Magnoliopsida; Fagales; Betulaceae
Source: RefSeq, a predicted model, not a curated record
AUGAAAUAGAGUCUAGUGAUAAUUGUCUCCUAUAUUGUAGCAAUGGGGGGAGGCUGAGCUAAUGAAUAAGAGUCUAGCGAGCGAGAUUGGGCAAUUACAAACACGGGAGUUGACUUUGGGGUGGCUGGCAAGAGAUAUUGCUAAACUAAACUAAACUGAUCUGAAGAUGCCGAACGUGGAAAAGAGGAGUUGAAGAACAUGAAAGUGGUCGGUAUUUUGAAUGAUUGAUUGAUUGACUCGUCAUUGAUCAAAAUCACAAGAGAAUGGGUGGGAAUGGGUGUCAGGAAGUGGCGAAUACGAAGCCUGUCUUCUUGGCGAUCUACGCCACUGUUAUCAUUGGUGUAGUCUUCUCGUCUUUCUAUGUCCUCUCCGCUAUGUCCUCCGCCAAGUCUGCAGCUGACUCCAACACCUCCUGGCUCUCCUCUCCUUUCCCUUCUAUUGCCAAGGUAGAUUCUCAUCCAAGAGAGCAAGCACUCAAUUUUUCUCCACCAGCAACUGUGGGUAAAGUUGGUGUGCCUGCACCAGCGCCUCAAAGCGCGUUGAUGCCACCCAUCUGGGAAGUUCCCCCACGAACCCAAAAAAUGCCACCAUUGAAGGCUUUUCAGCUGUCCAAAGAAUUAGUCCAGCAAAGGGUGAAAGAUAAUGUCAUCAUAGUGACCUUUGGUAAUUAUGCAUUCAUGGAUUUUAUCCUGACUUGGGUUAAACACUUGACAGAUUUGGGGCUCUCCAACCUUCUUGUUGGUGCAAUGGAUACCAAAUUGUUGGAGGCUUUGUACUGGAAAGGUGUUCCUGUUUUUGAUAUGGGCAGCCAUAUGAGCACAAUAGAUGUUGGUUGGGGCUCUCCAACAUUUCAUAAGAUGGGGAGAGAAAAAGUAAUUCUGAUAGACUCCGUCCUCCCUUAUGGUUAUGAGCUGUUGAUGUGUGAUACAGACAUGGUUUGGUUGAAGAACCCACUUCCAUACCUUGCUCGUUAUCCUGGAGCAGAUGUCUUAACUUCUAGUGAUCAAGUUAUACCGACAGUUGUUGAUGACAGGCUAGACAUUUGGCAACAAGUUACUGGAGCCUACAAUAUUGGAAUAUUCCACUGGCGGCCAACAGAUUCUGCAAAAAAGUUGGCAAAGGAAUGGAAAGAUAUGCUUUUAGCUGAUGACAAAAUAUGGGAUCAGAAUGGGUUUAACGAUCUUGUACGUAGGCAGUUAGGACCAUCUGUGGAUGAGGACAGUGGACUUGUAUAUGCUUUUGAUGGAAAUCUCAAGCUGGGAAUCUUGCCAGCAAGUAUAUUUUGUAGUGGACAUACUUAUUUUGUCCAGGCCACGUACCAGCAAUUCAGAUUAGAGCCAUAUGCAGUGCAUACCACAUUUCAGUAUGCAGGUACUGAAGGAAAACGCCACCGGCUGCGUGAAGCCAUGGUUUUCUAUGAUCCACCAGAAUACUAUGAUUCCCCAGGAGGUUUCUUAUCGUUUAAGCCAUCUCUUCCAAAGAACUUGUUACUAGAUGGGGAACAUAAUGUUGAAUCACACUUUUCUCUUGUUAAU